CACACACACACCAGGCAGGCAGUGAGGCUCCGCCCCCUUGCUGCAGUCUCCAGGUCUCUCUCCAGUUUUCCUCCUCAGUGUUUCAGAUGGGCUGCCGCUGCUGUUGAUGGUUAUCCAGACCGGUUCUGGUCCCAGGUGGGGUUUUCUGCGUGUUGAAGUUCUGAGAGAACAUGAGGAGGAGAGGAGGAGAACACAGGAGUGUGGCCUGUGGAGGAGGAGGACCGGUUCAGAGCUGCUGAGAAGGAUGUCUGAAACGAUGUCAUCUCUGCCCCCCCCCAGCAGCUCUGCACCCCCGACUCCUCUCAACAUCUCCCAGUACCCCCCUCUCACAAACUGGGAGCCACCCACUUUCACCCGUGCGGCUCAGUUCCGAGUCGGCGCCACUUUCCUCCUCUUCCUGUUCGCCGCCUGCAGUAACCUGGCACUGCUGACCAGCGUUUGGUGCGGCCGGGGCAGGCGGCUGUCUUCUCACCUGCGCCCGCUGAUGCUGAGCCUGGCGUCGGCCGACCUGAUGAUGACAUUCGUGGUGAUGCCUCUGGACGCGGUGUGGAACAUCACGGUGCAGUGGUACGGAGGCGACAUUCUCUGCAAGGUGCUCUGCUUCCUGAAGCUAUUCGCCAUGCAUGCCUCCGCCUUCAUCCUGGUCGUCAUCAGCCUCGACCGCCACCACGCCAUCCUGCACCCCUUGGACGCUCUGAGCGCGCACCACAGGAACCGAUGCAUGCUCCUCUUUGCCUGGAUUCUAAGCCUGCUGCUUGCAUCACCACAGCUUUUCCUCUUCAGAAGCAUCAGGAUGGACUCAGCAAACUUCACUCAGUGUGUUUCUCACGGCAGCUUCAGCCACCGCUGGCAGGAAACGGUUUACAACAUGUUUCACUUCAUCACGCUGUAUGUAAUCCCUCUGCUGAUGAUGAGCUGCUGCUACUGCCGCAUCCUGCUGCACAUCAACCAGCAACACCUGCAGGACAAAGUUUACAGUGCGUCCGGCGUCCCUCUCCUCCGGUCCGCAGGUGAGUCACACCUGCGUCGCAGCGGCACCGACAUCAUCCCGAAGGCCCGGAUGAAGACUCUAAAGAUGACGGUGGUCAUUGUGCUGUCCUUUGUUGUGUGCUGGACUCCUUACUACCUGCUGGGUAUCUGGUACUGGUUCCAGCCCGACAUGCUGCGAGUAACGCCGGAGUACGUUCACCACGCCCUGUUCGUGUUCGGGAACCUGAACACCUGUUGCGAUCCAGUCAUCUAUGGCUUCUACACGCCAUCUUUCCGAGCCGACCUGGCUGCCUUCUGUCGGCGGACGAAGAGCGAUGCCUCGCCGCAGUCUAUGGACCGACUAUCUGCCAGGCAGAGUCCUCACAGCGGCGAGGAGGAUGAGCAGCUCGGCCGCGCCCAAAAGGCACCGUCAGACGGAUCAAUGAAGGCGCAGAAGGGCACUGAAUAACUUUUUCUUCAUUUUUCUGCUUUCAUGGUUUUUAUUUCUUUGUGUUUGGAAGUUUUGACUCAAUAAAAAACAUCUAUCUGA
Molecule: messenger RNA, 1519 nt
Organism: Cyprinodon tularosa
Lineage: Eukaryota; Metazoa; Chordata; Actinopteri; Cyprinodontiformes; Cyprinodontidae
Product: gonadotropin-releasing hormone II receptor-like
Exons: 5
Coding region: 107-1438 (443 amino acids)
Biological process (GO): G protein-coupled receptor signaling pathway
Cellular component (GO): membrane
Molecular function (GO): peptide binding; gonadotropin-releasing hormone receptor activity
Source: RefSeq, a predicted model, not a curated record